AUGAGAGCGGUACUCAGCUCUCAACACACAGAUAGUAAAAUUCACACUGCCAGUAACACUCAAACAGCCAGUAACAUUCACACAGCCAGUAACAUUCACACAGCCAGCAACACUCAUACAGCCAGCAACACUCACAGAGCCAGCAACACUCACACAGCCAGCAACACUCACACAGCCAGCAACACUCACACAGCCAACAACACUCACACAGCCAGCAACACUCACACAGCCAGCAACACUCACACAGCCAGCAACACUCACACAGCCAGUAACACUCACAAAGCCAGCAACACUCACACAGCCAGCAACACUCACACAGCCAGCAACACUCACACAGCCAGCAACACUCACACAGCCAGCAACACUCACACAGCCAGCAACACUCACACAGCCAGCAACACUCACACAGCCAGCAACACUCACACAGCCAGCAACACUCACACAGCCAGGAACACUCACAAAGCCAGCAACACUCACACAGCCAGCAACACUCACACAACCAGCAACACUCACACAGCCAGUAACACUCAUACGGCCAGUAACAUUCACACGGCCAGUAACACUCACAAGGCCACUAACACUCAUACGGCCACUAACACUCAUACGGCCAGUAACACUCACACGGCCAGUAACACUCGCACGGGCCAUAACACUCAUACAGCCAGUAACAUUCACACGGCCAGUAACACUCACACGGCCAGUAACAUUCACACAGCCAGUAACAUUCACACGGCCAGUAACACUCACAAGGCCAGUAACAUUCACACGGCCAGUAAGACUCACACGGCCAGUAAGACUCACAAUGCCAGUAACAUUCACACGGCAAGUAACACUCACACAGCCAGUAACAUUCACACGGCCAGUAACACUCGCACGGGCCAUAACACUCAUACAGCCAGUAACAUUCACACGGCCAGUAACACUCACACGGCCAGUAACAUUCACACAGCCAGUAACAUUCACACGGCCAGUAACACUCACAAGGCCAGUAACAUUCACACGGCCAGUAAGACUCACACGGCCAGUAACAUUCACACGGCAAGUAACACUCAUACAGCCAGUAACAUUCACACGGCCAGUAACAUUCACACGGCAAGUAACACUCACACAGCCAGUAACAUUCACACGGCCAGUAACACUCGCAAGGGCCAUAACACUCAUACAGCCAGUAACAUUCACACGGCCAGUAACACUCACACGGCCAGUAACAUUCACACAGCCAGUAACAUUCACACGGCCAGUAACACUCACAAGGCCAGUAACAUUCACACGGCCAGUAAGACUCACACGGCCAGUAAGACUCACAAUGCCAGUAACAUUCACACGGCAAGUAACACUCACACAGCCAGUAACAUUCACACGGCCAGUAACACUCGCACGGGCCAGUAA
Molecule: messenger RNA, 1389 nt
Organism: Oncorhynchus mykiss (rainbow trout)
Lineage: Eukaryota; Metazoa; Chordata; Actinopteri; Salmoniformes; Salmonidae
Source: RefSeq, a predicted model, not a curated record